This is a messenger RNA of Penicillium subrubescens, 2313 nucleotides long. RefSeq names its product Zn(II)2Cys6 transcription factor. The record is from RefSeq and is a predicted model, not a curated record. Gene Ontology annotation, molecular function: zinc ion binding; DNA-binding transcription factor activity, RNA polymerase II-specific; DNA binding. NCBI's taxonomy places the organism in Eukaryota, Fungi, Ascomycota, Eurotiomycetes, Eurotiales, Aspergillaceae. Bases 1 to 2313 code for a protein of 770 amino acids. The transcript has 3 exons. Gene Ontology annotation, biological process: DNA-templated transcription; regulation of DNA-templated transcription.
AUGGCGAGCUGGAAGCCCUCCCAGGAGCUGUUCGAUUCCCAGAGUCUUCCAAAACCCCCGCAGUAUGCAUCAGAGCCAGCUAGUCCUCACUCAUCGGCACCACCUCCGUUCCCUUACCGACUUGCACGCAAUCAUGCCCGUUUCCUUCGUCGAGUCGGCAGCUAUACCGUAAAUCCUAAAGUCCCCAUUCCGCGAGUGGCUCACACCGAAGCCCUGGGCAAAAUCAGAGCUAGGCAAGCAUGUAGCUACUGCCGAGAGCAGAAAGCCAAGUGCACCGGAUGCCAGCCGUGCCAACGCUGUGAGGAAAAAGGCGUCGAUUGUAUCUACGGGCUUCGGAGCCGGGACAUUCUAGAACGGAAAAUAGCAGAAUUGUCCGCCGAAACCAAGCUUUACCGAGAUCUGAUUUGUGAACUAUAUCCUGAGCUUGACAUCUCGUUGGCGCAAAAAGUCAAACGGAUUUUUCAUGACCUAAGAAUCGAACUGGAACCCACGGUAUAUUCAAGGGCUCAGUGUACCAGUCCAGUCAAUUCAUCAUCCAUCCUAGUGAGAUGUUUAAGGACCACGGCAUACGACACGACAUUCGGAAACGACGAUAUCUCAUUUGCAAUCAAAGAUCACACAGACGAAGAUUUCAAUAGUAGCCAACGCCUGCAAGCGAUGGGAUUUAUUAGCGAACAUACUACAACAGCAUGGCUUUUUGAACUUCAGCGCCACCUUGCAAUGAACAGCAGUCCCAAACUCGGGGACGAAGCCUGGCCGCCGUCAAUCUCCGUGAUGAACUAUUUUCAGGACAAGAUCGAGGUCGAGAUCCUCGAAGACGGUAGUCAAUGGACCCUUCCACCUAGAGAAGAAGCUGAUCGACUUGUUAAUCAUUAUUUUCGGUUUAUUCACCCCGAAUUUCCAGUUAUUGGAAAGAUAACGUUCUAUUGGCAAUAUCGAUCCUACUUCUCGAAUCCCAACGCCAGGCCUGGAAGGAGGUGGAUGGCCCUUCUGAAUCUUGUGUUUGCCAUUGCUGCAAAGAUCUCCCCACUAGCAAGUCGCUCUCAUGGGGAGAGCACUAGACGCCACGAUUUCUACUUUUCACGGGCUUGGCAAUUGGGCAUUGAUCACGUGGCCUUAGGGGACGCCCCGGAUCUACAACAGGUGCAAGUGGAAGGUCUUGCCGCAUUUUAUCUCCUAUGCGUGGGGGAGAUCAAUAGGGCGUGGCGAAUGCUUGGCACGGCGUUUCAAUCCGCAGUGGCAAUGGGGCUUCAUCUCCGCAACUCGGCAAAUGAAGUCCAAUUCUCGUCAAAAGAGAUUCGCUAUCGUGUGUGGUGGGCGCUCUUUGUGAUGGACUCCUCGUUCCAAGCGAUCACUGGUCGCCCACCCAAGACCGACACACAUUUCUGCACCACGCCGUUACCGAUGCCUUAUCGUGAAGAGGACCUUGCGGACAAUGCUAUAAGGCACCUUCAUACUGACGUUCACGCGCGUAAUCGAUUUUUGGGACCAUUUCUUUUUUUCACCGGUGUGGCAGACUAUACGACAGGUCUAAGACUAUCAGGUUGUACGCAAAUAGUUGGUUCCAAGCCGUAUAAGGCGAUAUUAGAUGAACAAGUUACACAAGGAGCGACUAAGUGUGUGCCUUCUGCGACUACGGCAACUUCUGUGACAUAUGAGACAUCUACAACCCCUAAGCUCUCACUGUUCUUUGUUCACGCCGUGGACUUGUCGCACCUGACACACAAGGUUAUCGGGGUCUUGUACUCUCCGCAGCCGCCUCAGAAAUCUUCUUCGGAUCUUGAGAUCUUAAUCUCAGGCUUCAAUGAUUCCAUGGAUCAAUGGCUUUCAAACCUCCCACAGGAGUUUAAUUUCACUAUGAGCCAUAAUGUGCGGUCUUGCUCUCCUCAGGCUGUGAGUCUUGGCUUCCGCUUCUAUAGUGCAAGGAUCGUUGUCAAUAAGCCAUGUUUGCACUAUCUUGCCUACAAUUCAACUAGGCCACAUGCUUCUCGAUCUUUCUAUCGAGCUGCGGCAAAGCUCUGCGUGCAAGCUGCUUACGAAAUGCUAGACCUCCUGCCAUCCACGGUCGAUCUCACCUGGCUCUAUGGCACCACCCCAUAUUGGCUGGUGCUGCAUUAUAUCAUGAUGGCUAUUACUGUCCUGAUGGUCGAACUCUUGUUGCACUCCGAAGGCCAAUCUAGCGAAAGGAGAAGGGUUCUUGCGCAGGUCCAAAAUGCUUUGCGCUGGCUCAAAUUCAUGUCUAAUAGUGACGCCUCCGCGAAGAAAGCAUGGCUGAUCUGCAAGAAUAUCUUAUCGCAACACGAGUCGCAAUAA